ACCUUCAUGUUGGUAAGAAAAUCUAGUUUUUGCCUGUCAUUUAUUUACUUGGAUAACUCAAAAGGUAAAGUUAUAAUAAUUAAAGUAGUUUAAAAAAAAUUGCAAUAAUGGCUAAUAUAGCUGCAAAACGUAUAAAAAGAGAAUUUAAAGAAGUAAUGAAAAGCGAGGAAGUAGCGGAUGGAACUUUGAAAUUAGAACUGGUUAAUAACAGCUGGACAGAAUUAAAAGGACAAAUAGCUGGUCCUUCAGAAACUCCAUAUGAAGGGGGAAAAUUCAUUCUUGAGAUAAAAGUACCGGAGACAUAUCCUUUUAAUCCACCUAAAAUUCGGUUUUUGACGCGAAUUUGGCAUCCCAAUGUAUCCUCAGUGACAGGUGCGAUCUGUUUGGAUAUCUUGAAGGAUCAAUGGGCUGCAGCGUUAACUCUGAGGACCGUGCUACUCUCUAUACAGGCUUUACUUUCUGCUGCGGAACCGAACGACCCACAGGAUGCGGUUGUUGCAAAACAAUAUAGGGAGAACAUUGAACUAUUUCACUUAACUGCACAGCAUUGGACUAAUGUUUAUGCAGGUGGUCCAAACGUGAUAUUAGAUUUCGUGCAAAAGGUGCAAAUGCUUACUGAUAUGGGUGUUGAUGAAAAUCAGGCUCGGGUGGCAUUGUCAACUUUUGAUUGGGAGUUAGAACGAGCUACAGAACAGUUGUUCAGUUAGUCUUGCUAUUUUGUUGUAAUUUAAGAGUUUGAUACAUACACACAGCAAUUAAUGAUACCUCACAUAUGUUAGUGUUUUUGGUAGAGUUUUAUAUAUGCAGGACUAAGGAUAUUUUACCAUUAAUUAAAAUAAAAAGAAAUUGUGUUUGGAAAACAAGUUUCCUUUGCUUUUCCAUUUAUUAUGGUACAUACUUAAAGCUAGAUGUGCUUUUCAUGUAGUUUUGUUUCAAGUUCAAAACUAGGGUUUUUAAUAAAAAACAUUUAAGUUCGCUUGUAGUAUACAAUAUUGUUAAUGAAACAUAAAAUAUUAUUAGCUUUAUUUUAAAUGCAUUCAGUUUAUUUUAUCCUUGAUAUAUGUUUAAAGAAGACUAAAAAGUUUUCUUAAAUAUUGAAAAUGUAAAAAAAGAAAGGUAAAUUAUGCAACAAAUAAAGUCUUAGGACAUAGUCACUUUAGUUUUGGGAAAAAUAAAUUUAUCUUUUCUCUUUGAUUCAUGGUCAAUAAUAAAUGAUUUUUUAAAUUUCUUGGCUGUGUGAUAGUUAUUGAAAGGGACUAAACCUGUCGCCAAGUACUAAUAAAUGUUAAUUUUUUACAAUUACUAAAGGAUUAACCAACUGAUAAUAAUUGUAAAAAAUACACAACUAUUCCAAUAAUUAUAGUAUAUGUGAUGGGUUUUUUUUUAAAUAAAUUGUGUAAUCUGUAAAGAAGUAAACUGGUUUUGAAUUUUGUUUUUAGGUGAAAUAUUAAUAGGCCUCAAUAUAGCAACCAACUAAUUGUGUAAAACUGAAAAUCCUUUUUAAUUUUACUGUGGUUUUUCCAAUGCCAUAACACAUGUACAGAUAAAAAUAUUUAUCUUUGUUUUUGAAAGUGAAUCUGAGGGAUUACAAUAUUUGGACAUCAGUUUUAGCAGUUACAGCCCAUGGUUGCAUUUGGAGCUCUGUGUUAAUUCUAUGAAACACUUGAGCCUCAAUGUUUCCUAAGUGCCUCCAUUGUACCACAAAAUUAUAUAUGUAUUUGUAAAAUUAUGAAUCAAGAUUUCUGUUUCACAUGAUUAAUUGGAUACACAAAAAUCAUUACCUUAUAUUUUUUCUUAGCCAUACUCCGCUACUAUAUAUAGUACCUUUAAUUUUGCCACAUGUAAAGCUUUUGAAGUUUGUUAUAAACAUUUUCAUGAUGACAAUCCUUAUUAUUCUGAAUUGUUAUAAUUAAAAUGGUCACAUAUUUAAACACAAUUUUUUAUAUAACUUUUUAAGGCAAGUGCAUUUUUUCUCCUGUCAUAUUGACAUUGUAAAUGAUUUUGUUGUGGAAAAUUCAUCCAUAAAGUACAUAAAUAUUAGUAACUAGUUUAAUGUUUUGUAAAUUUGAUGACUGAUACAUCUAAAAGUCAUCAAGAACUAGAGAAAGUGUUGUAUGUAAUUUUUGUUUUAGUAUAUAUGUGAAAAUUUAUAAAAAUAUGAAUUUAAAACAA
Messenger RNA from Papilio xuthus (Asian swallowtail), 2172 nucleotides. RefSeq names its product ubiquitin conjugating enzyme 4 (gene Ubc4). NCBI's taxonomy places the organism in Eukaryota, Metazoa, Arthropoda, Insecta, Lepidoptera, Papilionidae. The transcript has a single exon. Gene Ontology annotation, molecular function: protein binding. Bases 108 to 707 code for a protein of 199 amino acids. The record is from RefSeq and is a predicted model, not a curated record.